This is a messenger RNA of Cooperia oncophora, 300 nucleotides long. Lineage: Eukaryota; Metazoa; Nematoda; Chromadorea; Rhabditida; Trichostrongylidae. The record is from the annotation of a GenBank genome assembly.
AUGAGGUCGUGUGUUCUAUUGCCUUUAUUCGUUAUAAUGAUGGUGCACCAUCGUGGUUCAAGGGCAGGCACAAGGGGCAACAGCGACAUCGGAUCACACAACAACGAUGCCACCCACAACCUGAGGCACCGUCUACCACAAGAGGCAGCGACCACAACAGAACCGACUACUACCACUGUUGCUCCUCAGCCGAACAACCGGAUUUGCCCAGCCAACUCUGGAAUGGUUGACGCUACGAGGGUACAGGCAAAAAGUGCACAUAAUUAUCGCAGAGGAAGACUCGCAAGAGGAGAAGUUAAG